AUGGCAUCGCUCGAAUACAAGCUCGUCGUCGUGGGCGGCGGUGGUGUCGGCAAGUCGGCCCUCACUAUCCAGUUUAUCCAGUCACACUUUGUGGACGAGUAUGAUCCCACCAUUGAAGACUCAUACCGCAAGCAGUGUGUGAUUGACGAGGAAGUGGCCCUGCUUGACAUUCUUGACACAGCCGGCCAGGAAGAGUAUUCGGCCAUGCGCGAGCAGUACAUGCGCACCGGCGAAGGCUUUCUCCUCGUGUACAGCAUCAUUGACAAAAACUCGUUUGAAGAGAUUCAGGGCUUUCAUAGCCAGAUCCUCCGCGUCAAGGACAAGGACACUUUCCCCAUGAUCUUGGUGGGCAACAAGUCAGAUCUCGACUCGGAGCGGCAGGUGUCCACCGGCGAGGGCCUCGAGCUUAGCAAGCAGCUGGGCAUCAAGCACGUUGAGACCUCCGCCAAGCAGCGUGUCAACGUCGACUUUGCCUUCCACGAACUUGUCCGUGUCAUUCGCAAGUACAAUCGCGAGAACAUGCCGCAGCAAGCGCAAAAGAAGAAAGGCGGUUGCAUCAUCCUCUAAAGUGGAUGAGUCACCCCCACCUACCCCGCGCCAAUCCCCCUUGGUUCUUCUUUACACUGACGACCCCCCUACAUUGCCCUUCUUGGCCGUUGAGCGGCACGGGCAUGGCGGUGUGAGGUCAGGUCCGGCUUGGCCGGCGACGCUUCGUGGUUGAUCCUUCAUUUUCUUGGUUGUCGUAAAAGCCCUUCUCUUGCUUUUUCUUCCGUCUCCUCUUGUGCAUGUUUGUGUGUGUUUGUAGUUUUUCUUUCUUUAAUCUCGUGUUCCUUCCGUGUCCCAUGUACUUUGGCCAACUGCCGGCCCCUGCCACGUUGGUUUAUGUGCUUGUGAUUGCAGUAGUCAUUCACAGCCCCAAGAUAAUGUCGACAGCGAGAUGGUCGGCACGCACAGCCAGCACUCGUCACGUUUCCUUUAGAUUGGGUCUGGUGUGCUGGAUUGAUGAUGACGACUGGACCUUCACCCUGUGGCUCAUUUUUUGUUUGCCCCUUUCUUUCUUUUUUCUUUUCCUCCUUUUAAAAUUUC
Molecule: messenger RNA, 1086 nt
Organism: Monosiga brevicollis MX1
Lineage: Eukaryota; Choanoflagellata; Craspedida; Salpingoecidae
Exons: 4
Coding region: 1-567 (188 amino acids)
Biological process (GO): signal transduction
Cellular component (GO): plasma membrane
Molecular function (GO): GTP binding; GDP binding; GTPase activity
Source: RefSeq, a predicted model, not a curated record